AAAUAAAUAUAUAUUCCGUAUAGAUAGCAUAAGCAUAAAUCGGUGCACGCUAAUAGGCCGAAGCCUAGAUAGCAGAUUCCCAAGGUAUCAAGGACCUUGUGGCCAUCUCUCCACCAACACAGAUCAACCCUUCCAGCUUUCGGCGAAUCAUGUAUUCGAAUUAAUCAGCUUUAUACCUAACUAUAUAUAUAUACUUCAGAUUUCGGGGUAUAUUUUUGAUGAGGCGUCUACCUUGUGAGCACUGAGCAGGCUAGGUGUGCUGUGUAGGUCCUCAAGGAAGAGGAACUUGGGGAUGAUUUUGAAAAUGGACAUAAGAUGGUGCAUUUGGAGAUGAGAUGGUAUGGGGUUCUUUUUCUUUUUUUUUUUUUUUUUUUUUUUUUUUCUUUUUUUUUUUUUCUUUUUCUUUCCUUUCACUUUAUUCUCUCUUGCCAGCUUGGAUGGUACCUAUUUCGUCAAGAAAGAUGGGCGCCAAUUCAGGAAACGGAUCGUUGGCGAACAACACUGUCUCAGAAAGGAAGGACAAGGAGAGUAAAUCUCACAGUGUAACUCAGACUCGUCAGCUUCCUGUUACCCUUCUAUCUGGUUUUCUGGUAUGUGUCUGGCAAUAUCUUUUGAGACGGCAUACAGGAAUGAAUUUAUCCCGUCUAACAACGACGGAACUAGGGAAGCGGCAAAACAACCCUCCUCGAACAUAUCCUCAAAUCUCCGGACCAUGGGCUCCGGAUUGCCGUUAUUGUCAAUGACAUGAGCAAACUCAAUGUCGACGCCGCUCUCAUAACCCACCAUAAGGUCUCCCAGACGAAGGAGAAGCUUAUACAGCUGCAAAACGGUUGCAUCUGUUGUACGCUCCGUGGUGAUCUUCUAUCGGAGCUUGCUCGACUUACCAAACAGCGAGAGGUGGACUACGUCGUUAUUGAAAGCACGGGUAUCAGUGAGCCGAUGCAGGUAGCUGAGACGUUCACUGCAGAGUUCAGCGCUGCCAUGUUGGAGGCGGGUGAUGAUCUCUCCCAGGAGGAUGAGGAGAGUCAGAAGAUUCUGACGGAGAUAGUCAGCCUCGGUGGCCUCCACACCCUCGCUAAACUCGACACAACCGUCACCGUGAUCGAUGCCUUCAAUCUCCUUUCCAACUUCGACACGUCCGAGUUCCUCUCCGAUAGAUACGGGAACAAGGAGAUCAUCCCCGAGGAUGAGCGGACUAUCUCCGAUCUCAUGGUAGACCAGGUCGAGUUCGCCGAUGUCCUCAUCCUCAACAAGAUCGAUACCGUAGACGAGGCUACACGAGAGAAGAUCAGAAAGCUGCUCAAAAUGCUCAAUCCGGACGCUAAAGUCCUAGAGAGCAGUUAUGCCAGAAUCGACGUGAAGGAGAUUAUCGGCACGGGUCGAUUCGAUUUUAUCAAGGCUGCUUCAGGGGCUGGGUGGUUGAGAAGUCUGCACGAGAUGACUAUGCGGGAGACGGCAGUAGGGCAGAGGAUGGCGCCUAAGCCAGAGACGCUUGAGUAUGGACUUUUUCUUUUUUCUUUUUUCUUUUUUUUUUUUCCCAUGUGGAUGAUGAUGAUUGUGAUGAUUCUGAUUCCUUACAGAUAUGGUAUCAACAACUUCGUCUACACUGCCAGGAAACCCUUCCAUCCCCGUCGUCUCUUCGCUCUACUUCAUGACAAGUUCAUCGUCCUUCAGAACAGAGAGGAUGAAGAAGAGGGACAAGACGACGACGAAGGAGGCGAAGACAACGAUGACGAAAUGACUAUAGACGAAAAAGAAGAAGACUCCGAAGACGAGGACGAGGGUGACGAAAUGGAAAUCGAAGACUUUGAACAACCGGACCCCGCCGUAAUCCUCGCCAACAAACGUGCCCAUCCAGCCUUCAACCCCAUCCUCCGCUCCAAGGGUUUCUUCUGGCUCGCUACACGUCCAUUCCAAUUCGGCGAAUGGAGUCAAGCAGGCGGAAUGCUGACCGUUGGGUGCGGCGGUCCUUGGUUCGCUGAAGUCCCCGAGGAAGCCUGGCCAGAGGACAAAGACAUACAGGAGUCCAUCCGAAAGGAUUUCAGCGGGCCGUGGGGAGAUCGUCGUCAAGAGCUGGUGUUCAUCGGCAUGGGGAUUGAGCCGGAUCUUAUUACGAAGCUGCUGGAUUCCUGCCUGUUGGAUGAUGAAGAUAUGGCGAAGUGGGAGAAGGUCAUGAAGAGCCGUCGACUCUCGAUGGAGAAGAAGGCCACGAAACUGUCCAAGAUGUGGGAGGACGGGUGGGAGGAAUGGCCUCCUUUUGAGAUCGAAGAGGAGGAUGAGGAUGCGGAGGAAGAGCAGACCAAACCCGAGGAUGGGAGGCCGAAACGCAAGAUCAGUGAACAUCUAGGGAAUGAGAAGAAGAAGCAUGUUCAUGUUCAUGCUCAUGAUCAUUCCAGCCACAGCCACCAUCAUCACCAUCUUGGGAAGGAUGUCAGACAUACAAAAUCGGUGGCUGUGUAGUGGAAAAGAAAAGUGGAUGGAUCAGCUGUAUUUUUUUCUCCAUUGCAGGUUUCUGACAGAAUAGACUGUGUCCAUACAGAAGCACUUUUAUAGAUCCAGGUUGCAUUCAAAGUUGCCAAUUGGACCAGGUCAGUCCGAUAGAUUCAGCCGAUUUUCUAAUCGACAUUUGCUGGUGCGACUGCUGCCGGCGAUGCUUCUUGAAGCCUGAAUGGAUAAAUGCAGUAUGAAAUUAACGGCUGCGUCGAGCACUAGCCGAUGACCAUAUAUGAAUCUUCCAUGUAUCUCUUCACGGUGGAACAGUCGACAAGCCAGAAACCACCCAGUCUAAUCCAAAGCUAUCUAUAUAUUCCGGAGGACAAGUGAAAUUGAACCGAAACCGUCUGUGUAGGCCUUGACAAGACCCGUCUCAUUAUUUGGCAGUCGAAACAACGCCAGCCUCCGCCAACACCCAUCGCACCAAAUCCGCAAUCGUCUGACUCACGUCUGUCUUCCGGGGAAUAUCAUGCCCCCCGCCGUGAUUAUAAGUCUUUCUCUUGCUUGCAUCGCAGAGCCCCGACAAAUGAAUCCCCGCGACAUACCGCGGAUCCUUGGACCCGUAAAUAUGAACCGUAGGCACGGGGAUCUUAUAAGGCCCCUGAAUCUCCUUGCGAGUCUCCUCCUCCGAAAUAACCGAGGAGUCGUCCGUUCCCGCCCACCGCGCUGCACCGCGCGCCAGAAUCGCAGCGGAAUCCGCCUGUUCCGCGAGCUCUUUGCGAGACGCCCGCUCCCGGUCCCAGACAGACUGGGGAAUCUCGAACCCCAGGCUCUCGAGGGUCGGCAGGGGUGCACCACCGCAGAUGAAUAUGGCUGCCUUGAAUGGGGGCGGGAGGUGGGGCGUCUCAGCCUGAUGUAGGAGGAAAGCACUCGCGCCGAGGGAGCAGCCUUGAGAGAACAUCAUGACGGCGUCGUAGGGGCCCGUUCGGGCGACGAGGUCAUUCAGCCACGUGCGGGCUGCUCGGACGGCUUCGACGGUAGCCUCUGGCCAGAAACAGUAGUAUGGAGGGUCGAAGAACAGGUCGACGCCUGGCGCGGGGGCGGAGAGAUACGGGGCAUCGAUGAAGUUGAAUUCGAUGUCAAGGUCGGAGAGGAGAGGGCGGAAUGACGCUUCAGAGAACAGCAUUUAUCGUCAGUAUGUAUGAAUUCCGAAUAGUCUAUGGAACGGCCACCGUACAUGUCUGGGAGUUGAAGAUGGAGCCGCUGGUGCCCAUGCCGUGAAGGCAGAGAAUCCUCGUUUUGCGGGCGGCCAUAAUGAUUUUGGGACGGCAACGGCACGGGAAGAUGAUGUGAGACUCGGAUAGAGUGCGAAGGAAAAGCGAGGGAAAGACGAACAAUCACAAUUGAAUUCCAGCCUUAUUCCAAAGGCAGAGAAAUAAGUAAUGUCAGGUCGCCGUCUGACCUGUCAGUUCCUUGGCUUUUCUCCCCACCAGGAUUGUUGAGGAAACGUUACAUGCAUGACGGACUGCCUC
Messenger RNA from Monascus purpureus, 3965 nucleotides. The record is from the annotation of a GenBank genome assembly. Lineage: Eukaryota; Fungi; Ascomycota; Eurotiomycetes; Eurotiales; Aspergillaceae.